AUGCUGCAGGUUGAAAUCUCGGUUCGUGGUUAUCGUAGCACAUUUGUCCCCUGUAUUCACGGGCGGUCUCGGGUCUCAAGGUGUUCGAGAGUCUUCCCCUGUGCCAGCUGCGUCAAGAAGGGUUGCGCUGCUAUUUGUCCGGAUGGCCACCUCACGACGGGCAAGGGAAAUCGAUAUGUUUUGGCAAACACGGGAGCCUUGCACGACAAGAUAACUCAGCUCUCGUCCCGCGUCCGGCAACUAGAAGAUGCCUUGAAGCAAGCCCACGGCAUGUCGUCUUUGGAACCGCACCCCCUGCUUACGGAGGAACUCAAACAAAUCAAGAGGCCAUUAGAACGGGAAAGCCAGGGGGAGCAGCCUCAAUCAGCGGACACCGAGGCGGCGGAAGUGAUCGACGCGGCCGUAGGAUCUCUUUCCAUCACCGACUCAGGGCUCACCAGGUUUUACGGCACCCCCGCCAACGCCUGGAAUGAAGAAGGGGACGAAGACGCCAUCGAAAACCCUCAGUCGAUCCUUCCUACUAGUCUUCCCUGGUUUAACUACGCCGUCCCCCUCGGUGACAGUGUCCACCAGACAUUUCCAGACGUUCGAGCAUCUCUGGUUGGGCUUCUCCCAGACAUCACUGAAGCCCGCCGACUAGCGAGCCUUUAUUUCAAGCAUGCCGCUUGGAUGUACACGCCUAUCCCCGAGCCCGAAUUUCACAGCACGGUGCUUUCGCGCUUCUACGGCGAGAUUGCGGGCUGGGUUGACCAAGACUCGGAUUCUUCGCACAAGAUGGCGAUCCUGUUUAUGAUUUUUGCCAUGGGAAGCCUCCUAGACCUGGACAAAGCAUCGCAUUCGGUCGAAGCAACAAAAUAUUAUCAGCUAGGCCGUGCGGCAUUGUCCCUCGAUUCAAUUUUGGAGCACCAGACGAUCUCGGCUAUCCAGGCCCUGAUCCUCAUGUGCCACUUUAUGUUCCUCUCCAAUAUCGAUGGUCCCCGUUGGGUUGUGAUGGGUCUGGCGACGAAAUUGGCACUGGCUCACGAAGACCGUGACGGAAACAAGUGGAAUCUGAAUCCCGACGAGGCCUUCAGGCGGAGAUCGUUGUUUUAUGAGUUGCUCACCUACGAUUCGUGGCAGAGCAUCACAUUCGGUCGACCACCUUCGCUGUCGAUGACGUUCAUCGAUUGCCAGCUACCGCAGGGCGCCAUGUCCAAGUCAGAUGGCGGCGAGCCCGAGAUGAGCUUUGCGGCGUGGAAGCACCGGUUCGCCGCACAGUGCCAGAGCGUCGUGAAUGAGCAGGUGUUCGGCGCACGCCUCCCCAGCCAUCGCCAGCUCAUGGAACUCGAUGAGAAAAUCCGGAACUUCUACCUGCCGCCCUCUCUCCGCGUCCGUGGCUUCGGCGGCCUGAUGUACGAGUCGUACGAGCCGGCGACUCCGCCGACCUACGAGCAAGACCUACAGGGCUACUGUGCCUGCGCCAUUACGGAGAUCACGAUCUUUUACAUGCAUCGGGGAUUCUUCGCGACCGCCCUGCAACAGGCACCGGACGACCCGCUGGGCCACAAGUACGCAUCCUCCGUCCUGGCCGCGUACAAGAGCGCAUGCUCGUACGUCGGGCUCAUUAAAAGCAUGUACUCGCAAUACCCAAAACUAGUCGAGCGCAUGUGGUUUUAUUUGACGCAUGUUUUCUCUUGUGGGAUCGUCCUCGGCGCUAUACCGUCUAAAAGCCCGGGUAUGAAAUUGGCACGGAGCGCGCAGGCCAAGCUUGAUACUGCCCUCGGGCUGUUCGACGCUGUGCAACAUGACCCACGCGCGGCGAAGGUCCUGCCCGUUCUGUCCAAGCUGAAAGCGCGGGCGGAGACAUCGAUGGUCGACUACCAUACUCUAUCAUCAGCGCCCCGGAAUAUCCCUAGUGGCCUUAGCCCAAAGGAUGACGACGAACUCGGUGCUUUGCAGGGCAAGACGCGCCUCAUUUCGCGGAAGUCUCCCGCGGGCUCAACACCGAGUGACGGCGGGUCGCAGAGCGGGUCAAGCCCAUGGGACAAGCCCGGCCAGUCCUUGACACCUAUGGGCCCGCCGUCCAUGAAUGCGGGCAUAUCGCUCGUUAAUUCUCAUCACCAAUACCAUGAUGCGCCGUACAACUCAGUAGCGGACGCUUACUCCUCGGUCUACGCGCACGUCGACGGGGCGGAACUGAUGCAGCCCGACGCAUGGCAUAACUUAGUUGCGCAUUUGACACUCCUGUAUGCUGAUGCGUUGUCACACGUGGCGAGCCUUAUGGCACGCAGACGUGAGGACUAA
Fomitopsis serialis is the source of this 2283-nucleotide messenger RNA. RefSeq lists its product as uncharacterized. Bases 1 to 2283 code for a protein of 760 amino acids. The record is from RefSeq and is a predicted model, not a curated record. Gene Ontology annotation, molecular function: zinc ion binding; DNA binding. The transcript has 17 exons. Lineage: Eukaryota; Fungi; Basidiomycota; Agaricomycetes; Polyporales; Fomitopsidaceae. Gene Ontology annotation, biological process: DNA-templated transcription.